AUGCAUAGUAUGAUAGCCAUUGAGUAUUUCGUUCGAUUUCUUAUUGGCUCUUUCUUGGUAUCCCGAACAGAUUCUGUGUCUAUUGUUAAUCGCCGGGUUGUUUACAAUCUGAAUGUAUCCUAUGCCGAUGGUUCUCCAUCGGUUGUGCUUAUCAAUAAUCAAAUUCCAGGGCCACUAAUUGAAGCUGAACUCAAUGAUAUCUUAGUCAUACAUGUCAAAAAUUUUCUACCAGGAAACGAACGCUUAUCCAUACAUUUUCAUGGAAUGCUUGUUCGACAAACUCCACACAUGGAUGGUGUUCCUUAUAUAACUCAAAUGCCAAUCGAAAGUCAAAAUUCUUUUACGUAUGUGUUUCGUGCUUAUCCAGCUGGAACGUAUUUUUAUCACUCACAUGUCGGUUUACAGUCGAUAACUGCAUUUGGUGGACUAAUAGUGCAUGACAGACGAAGACCUUGGAAUAUACCAGAAUUAGCAUCAGGACCGCUGCUGUUCUCAGAAAGCUGGGCGCAAACUAAUCGUCUUAUACAAGAACAAAAUCUGCUAGCAUCACCAUUUGGUUGGAUGGGUGAACCGAUGUAUUUAUAUAUCAAUCAUAAACGUGAUUUAGUCAUUGAUGUUGAUCCAGGAAAACAAUAUCUAAUACGAUUGAUUGGUGCAACAUCGUUAUCCACAGUUGUUUUCGGUAUUGACAGUCAUCCAAUGACGAUCGUUGAAGCCGAUGGAUCAUUGAUUAAACCGAGGGAAAAUGUACAAUCACUAGAGCUUUCUUCCGGGCAAAGAUACGCUGUUAUUAUUGCAACGAAAAAUGAAACAACAAAUGGAAUUUAUCUUAUGAAAUUAGCUAUUCGGUGGAGAACAUUGGUGAAUGGCUCGAGUUGUACUGGUAUAUUACGUUACAGUUCGUAUACCGGUACACUGCCUGCAGAUCUAUCGACUCUUACACUACCCACAUUAGCAGAGAAUCAUGAUCUAUUAUCAUUUUCAUAUAAUACGCCGUUUGAAACGUUGCUGAGCAUGUAUCACAUGCCAAGACGGCAAGCCGAUAGGGAAAUUUUACUUCAAAGCAAACAAGUCCACACACCUGAUGGUCGCGGCAUGCGAUGGAUUAUGAAUAAUGCGUCGUUAACUGAGGAACGUGUAACAAUCUUAACUCGAGCAUUGAUCCAAGAUGCAUACAAUGGUAUUGACGCAAAUUAUCCAGUUGAUGCUACUUAUACAAUAAAUCAAAACGAAUUGAUCGAUUUAGUUAUUCAGAACACGGUAGCAACAAAUGGAGUUUGCGAAUCACAUCCAUUUCAUUUACAUGGUCAUAAGUUCUGGAUACAUUCCCAAGGUGCAGGGGAGUAUACAUCAACAUCGAAACAAACUCCGGACAUUGACAAUCCAGUCUAUCGUGAUUCAUUGACAUUGUAUGCAACUGCAUAUGAUCAUUUGGCACCAAAUCGGUCAACGGUCAAUCAUUUGAAACCAUGUGGAUGGGUUAAAAUACGUUUUAUUGCUGAUAAUCCAGGUCUGUGGCUAUUGCAUUGUCAUAUCGGUGCACAUAUGUUCAUGGGAAUGACUGUAUUAAUAAAAGAAGAUUUGGAACAUCUCACUAUGAGCUCAUUAUCACAAAACUAA
Molecule: messenger RNA, 1620 nt
Organism: Adineta ricciae
Lineage: Eukaryota; Metazoa; Rotifera; Eurotatoria; Adinetida; Adinetidae
Source: the annotation of a GenBank genome assembly